Parasteatoda tepidariorum (common house spider) is the source of this 1641-nucleotide messenger RNA. The record is from RefSeq and is a predicted model, not a curated record. Lineage: Eukaryota; Metazoa; Arthropoda; Arachnida; Araneae; Theridiidae.
AUGUAUUUAAUUCAUCGCAUUAUAGCGGGACGAAAAAGGGCAUUACCACCCACUGACGAUGGUAAAAUACUCUUCAUGUCUGCAACAGAAUUAGCUGAAAAAAUUCGCAAUAGAGAACUGAGAUGUGAAGACGUGAUACGAUCUUAUUAUAAGAGAGCUCAAGAAGUGCAGCCCAUCAUCAAUGCAAUCACCGAUGCCAGAUACGAAAGUGCACUCAAAGAAGCGAAGCAGAUCGAUACAUUCUUAGAAAAAGACUCGAAAUCUCCAGAAGAAAUUAAAAAACGGGCCCCUCUUUUAGGUGUUCCUUUCACUUGCAAGGAAGUAUUAGGAAUAGAAGUAUCACUUGGAAACAAUAAUCUUACAAAUGGUAUUACAAUGGAUAAUGUGAUGAUCAUCCAUGUCAAACUGACCCUGGAGUUAGAACACAUGCCAGAAGUAAUAGAUCUUCUAGCCAUAGAAAUAUGCUUGCACCAAACAUCUGGAAUUUAUGCAAAGAAAAAUAACAUAGCUCAUAGAGAUGGUGAUGCCCCUGCUCUAUAUAGAGCUGCUGGAGCGAUUCCCGUAACCGUAACUAAUGUUCCAGAAUUGUGCUGCACGUGGAUUACAUCAAAUACAAUCUAUGGAGAAACCAAAAACCCAUACGAUACCACUAGAAUAUCAGGUGGUAGUUCAGGUGGUGAAGCAGCACUCAUUGCCUCUUGCGGAGCAGUUAUUGGUAUCGGAACUGAUUUGGGAGGGAGCAUUCGCAUUCCAUCCUCUCUCUGUGGAAUUUAUGGACAUAAGCCAUCAUCUGGUGUUGUGUCAAAUCGGGGCUAUUAUCCUUACAUCGAAAUUGAAGAAAUGCCAUUUGAUUACAUGAACUGUACCGGUCCAAUGUGCCGAUAUGUUGAAGACUUACUUCUCCUUAUGAAAAUAUUGUGCAAAAAUGAUCCUAGGUUGGAUCUUGAUAGAAAGGUGGAUUUCAGGAGAGUAAAAAUAUAUUACAUGGAAGAAACACCUAAUAACCCUGUCUCACCUGUUAUCAAGCAAGCGAUUAGAAAAGCAGCAACACAUUUCGAAGAGCGAUAUGGAGUAAAAGCAAUCCCUUUGCAGUUGCCAGAAUUCGAAUACUGCGUUGAUAUAUUUAGAAACAAAAUAUUGGAAUUUGAAUGUUCCUUUAAGAUUUUUUUGCAAGAUGAAAACGGCAAAGUCCGCUUGUGGUUAGAAGUAUUGAAAUAUGUGCUUGGGAUAUCAAAGCACACUGCUGCUUUUCUUUCUGCCUCAAUAAUGGAAAAAACUGAAAAAGAUCAAUAUUACUAUGAAAUUUUGGAACGGUGUGACUCGCUGAAAAGGAAACUUCAAAAACUAUUGCAGGAAGACGCCAUUUUUUUGCUUCCCUCAGUGACAGACAUAGCAACAUUUUGUAACAUGUCACUGACAAAAAUCAUGAAUUAUAUUUAUACUACGGUUAUAAAUUCUCUUUAUUUACCUGCUACAAGUGUACCCGCGGGUCUGCAUAACGGUCUGCCAAUAGCUUUUCAAGUGAUCAGUGGACAAUUCAAUGAUCGACUCACAAUCGCUGCUGCCGUGGAAUUGAACACCGUUUUCGGAGGGUGGAAAAAUCCAUGUUCUACAACUGCGAGAAAAGUGUGGGGCGAAUAA